Molecule: messenger RNA, 567 nt
Organism: Spea bombifrons (plains spadefoot toad)
Lineage: Eukaryota; Metazoa; Chordata; Amphibia; Anura; Pelobatidae
Gene: MRPL27
Product: mitochondrial ribosomal protein L27
Exons: 4
Coding region: 85-513 (142 amino acids)
Biological process (GO): translation
Cellular component (GO): ribosome; mitochondrial large ribosomal subunit
Molecular function (GO): structural constituent of ribosome
Source: RefSeq, a predicted model, not a curated record
UGUCAGCGGAACUGUUUUCGAACUAGACGCCGGAAAAGUGUUUCACUAAGGGAAGUGACGCAACUCUAGAGUUAAGGGUUCGCGAUGUCGCUCUAUUGCAGCGUGAGAUGUAUGCUCGUUUCACAUUUCCCUGUAACUUCCUUAAUCACAAGAGGAGCAUCAAAGAAGGCUGGUGGUAGCUCGAAAAAUCAUGGAGGGAAGAGUCCUGGGAGAAGAUAUGGAUUCAAGAAGCUUGAUGGGGAUUUUGUCCAUGCUGGUAACAUUCUUGCCACACAGCGCCUGAUGCGCUGGCACCCAGGGUCACAGGUGGGAAUUGGCCGCAACAAAACCUUGUUCGCGUUGGAGGAUGGCAUUGUUCGUUACACAAAGGAAGUCUUUAUUCCACCCCCUCGCAGUACCCAAACAUCUGACGUCAUUUGCCAACUUCCCGUUCAUGCAAUCCUACACAAAACAUUCAUAAAUGUAAUUCCUGUGCGUCAAAACAGUCACUUCAAACUUGUAGAAAUGAUGUGAGGAUGAUAUAUAUAUAUAUAUAUUCAUUAUUAAAUUUAUUGUUUUUCAUGACUA